Scleropages formosus (Asian bonytongue) is the source of this 2381-nucleotide messenger RNA. Its product is annotated as GA-binding protein subunit beta-1-like. Gene Ontology annotation, biological process: positive regulation of transcription by RNA polymerase II. The record is from RefSeq and is a predicted model, not a curated record. The transcript is spliced from 9 exons. NCBI's taxonomy places the organism in Eukaryota, Metazoa, Chordata, Actinopteri, Osteoglossiformes, Osteoglossidae. Gene Ontology annotation, cellular component: nucleus. Gene Ontology annotation, molecular function: transcription cis-regulatory region binding; protein binding. The coding region runs from base 822 to 2006 and encodes 394 amino acids.
AACAGUUGGUAGUGUAAAAUUUGUUUAUACAGGUGGAUAUUUUCAUACUGCAGUUCAGAUUAGUAGCAGGUGUAUCCAUGGAGCUUGAACCUAGGGGCUGUAUCUUUCAGGUUACAUUCCAUGACCUUGACAGCUACAGCGUCUAUUGCCACCUUUAUUGAACAAAAAGUUUUCAAGUAAACGGAUUUAAAAACGUAACUACUUCAACAUUAAAACUUUAUAUAAGAAUGUAAUGCAGGGUUCAAACUGAGGUUGUGUUUCCUUUGGCUUCUGUUCUACUGCAUUGCAUACGCAAACGGUAGUGGUUUUUUUUAAAUGAAUAAAUUCGUCACAAAAAUAAAACCGGGUCACUAGGAAAAUCACAAUAUAAAUGUGUAAGUGCCCGUGCAAUGUUGCCUUGCGGUUAAUUUCACAGCUCGCAGGAAUCACCCUCUCGCGCCAGCAAAAAGCGCAUGCACGAGCGACCCGAACAGGCUAGUAUGUAUCACUCCGCACUCACGAACCUAUUUAUGUAAAAUAUGCAGUUUCAACAUUUUAAAUUAAUACUGACAUUGGCGCGAGAAUGAAAAUGGACACAUUAGACACUUUUUAAAAAAUUUAUAAAGACAGCGACACGCGGGCACAGACAACUGGGCGAAGGAGCCUUCUACAUUAAAUUCACGCAGUAAAAAGCAGAUGUGCACAUCCGCGCAGGAUACGGGGACUUUUGUUGGAGUGAAAAAUUGGGCGCCGAAUCGGCGGCGUCGCGAGAAAUCGCCCCCGGUGCCUCUUUCGCCGUUAGCGGCCUCGCACACUACACACCGGUGCGCCGAAUCGGCAAGAUGUCCCUGGUGGAUUUGGGCAAGAAGUUGCUGGAAGCAGCUCGAUCAGGGCAAGACGAUGAGGUCCGGGUUCUGAUGUCCAAUGGAGCACCGUUCACCACAGACUGGCUCGGCACAUCGCCACUCCACCUGUCGGCUCAGUAUGGACACUACUCCACCACGGAGGUACUGCUCAGGGCUGGCGUGAGUCGAGAUGCAAGGACUAAGGUGGACCGCACCCCACUGCACAUGGCAGCCUCUGAGGGUCACCCACGCAUUGUGGAAGUCCUGCUAAAGCACGGUGCUGAUGUAAAUGCCAAAGACAUGCUGAAAAUGACAGCGCUGCACUGGGCCACAGAGCACGGCCACCGUGAGGUUGUCGAGCUGCUCAUCAAGCACGGCGCCGAUGUUCACGCCCAGAGCAAGUUCGGCAAGACCGCGCUGGACAUUGCCAUCGACAAUGGCCAUGAGGAUUUGGCUGACAUUCUUCAGGUUUCCAUGCAAAACCAAAUAAAUACGAACCCAGAGAGUCCGGACACGCUGACAAUACAUGCAGCAACUCCACAGUUCCUCAUCGGCCCUGGGGGAGUCGUGAACCUUGCAGGGCUGGUGUCUACCGGGAAUGCUGCCAAACCUGCAGAUGAGGGGGCUUUGUCAGCCUUACAGUUCGGUGACUCGUCAACGUCAGUUCUAGCUACAUUAGCUGCUUUAGCUGAAGCGUCCACCCCUUUAUCGAAUACACCCGAAACACAAGCAGUGGUUGCAACAGAAGAGGUGGUGACCACUGACUCUGUGGACGGUGCCAUUCAGCAAGUUGUCAGCUCUGGGGGUCAGCAGGUCAUCACCAUAGUAACAGAUGGCAUCCAGCUGGGCAAUCUACAGACAGCGGGGGGCAUGAACCAGCCAAUCAUCGUGACCAUGCCGGACGGACAGCAAGUGUUAACAGUCCCAGCCACAGACAUGGCGGAGGAAACUGUCAUCAGCGAUGGGCCUCCGGCAAAGCGACAGAGAAUCGAGAUUGUGGAAAGUCACAUAGAACCUCCGGAAAUUGAGGAAACGGAAGCCUUACAGAAGCAGCUGGAGGAGGCCAACAGAGAGGCACAGCGGUACCGUCAGGAGCUGUUGAAGAAGGAGCAGGAGGCAGAGACCUACAGGUUGAAGCUGGAGGCCAUCACGCGCCAACAGGGCAGCAAGAAGGCCACAUGAGCCGUGCUCCCCCACAGGCCCGGAACCAGAGGUCUCCUUUAAAUGGGGGUCAGAGAGAGAUGAACCCCUCCUCCCCCAGUGCUGGAGCAGGGAAGAGCUCGACCCCCCAGGACAGCUGCAGCAGCUGAACGGCGAGCUUGAGAAUCACAAUAUGAGGAGACUGAAAACUUCGAUGGAAUUUCCAAGCACUUUGGUUAAUAUGACUGAAAAUCCUCUUGACACAUUCACUUUUCUCUGUUAAUGUUGUUUUUUUUCCUAUCAAUUUCUUUUGCGUGUGUGUGGUGGUUUUUUUUUUUUUUUCGGUCCCCCCAACUCUGUUGCAAGUUGGUGCUAAAUUGUUCUGUGUUUUAAACACAUUUUAUUUUGGAUUUACUU